AGGACUGAACCAGGACUAAACCAGAGCAAAACCCAGAUUGAACCAGGACUAAACAAGGCCUAAACCAGGCCCAAGAGGAGCAGUGACCCAGAGAUGAGGUUGUUUGUGAGACUGGUUUUAGUCCUGGCUCUGACAUGGACCAGAGCAAGUGCGAAUUCUGGACCCGGACAUGAAUCUGGAUCUGAGUGCCACAGAUUAAAACACACAAUGUCUCUGAAGGACAAGACGCCGAUCUUGGGUCAGUUCCAUUACAUUCAGGGCUUCAGUGACAGCCCGUUCUAUAAAUCCUUCUUGAAGAUGACCUCCAGCUUCUGGUACAACAUCACAGAGACCUCCUCAGGCUUCUAUAUGCAGCAGUUUGUCAAGUGGAAUGGAACCUGUGUAGUCUUGGCGUCCAACGCCACAAUCAAAGGACACACAGCUGUAGUCCACCUUCACAACAUGACCAGCUGGGUGCAGGUGUUUAAUGUGAGCCAGAACUCAGUUUUGGUUCGUGCCAGGACCAAAGCCCAGAACAUCCAUAAUUUCCUGCACCACCUCCGCAUAGACCCGACCGAGCACAAACCAGACCUGGACUCUGUCAGUCUCUACCUCGCCAGCAGACGAACUGACGUGAGUGACAGAGACCUGCAGCUGUUCAGAGACCAUGCCCAGUGUACAGGAUUCACAGGAGAGCCGGAUUACAGCUACCAGAACCAAGAGUUCUGUUCUGAGCCUGAGUCUGUCUCUCUGGACCAAAGAUUCUUCCAUAAAAAUUAA
This is a messenger RNA of Boleophthalmus pectinirostris (great blue-spotted mudskipper), 759 nucleotides long. RefSeq lists its product as uncharacterized. The record is from RefSeq and is a predicted model, not a curated record. Lineage: Eukaryota; Metazoa; Chordata; Actinopteri; Gobiiformes; Gobiidae. The transcript has 6 exons. Bases 94 to 759 code for a protein of 221 amino acids.